Molecule: messenger RNA, 1404 nt
Organism: Nerophis lumbriciformis (worm pipefish)
Lineage: Eukaryota; Metazoa; Chordata; Actinopteri; Syngnathiformes; Syngnathidae
Source: RefSeq, a predicted model, not a curated record
AUGCAAAGGGCACAAUUUCUGAAAGACUCCUUCCUGAGUUUGGAUGUUUUCCACAAGCAGAUUGUGAUUGGGACAGCGGUUGCAGCAGGGGUUGCGUUGUUGUACAUUCGGCACAGAAGAUGUAAAGUCCAAACUAUUCCUAUUGGUGAAGGAUGGUGGGGAGCAGGCAAGAGGCCACAGUCAGAAGAUGACAAUAUCUAUCCGUUUGAGGUUCAAACCUCAGAGGAUGAAAUCAAGGACCUCCAUGAGCGCCUUGACAAAACCCGAUACACGGACCCGCUGGAAGAUGAAGCCUUUCAAUAUGGAUUCAAUUCAACUUAUCUCAAGAGGGUGACAUCCUACUGGAGACAUGAGUUUGAUUGGAAAAAACAAGUGGCAGUGCUUAACAAGUAUCCGCACUUCAAAACUAAAAUUGAAGGUAUCGAUGUGCAUUUUAUCCAUGUGCGACCAGUUCAACGGAAAAAUCAAAAGGUUAUCCCGCUUAUGCUUGUUCACGGCUGGCCAGGCUCAUUUUUUGAAUUCUACAAGAUCUUGCCACUUCUCACAGAGAGCCAUGACGAUCUUGCCUUUGAGGUCGUAUGCCCGUCCAUACCAGGCUAUGGUUACUCUGAGGCUCCUCAUAGACAAGGUUUUGACAGUCUCGCUGCUGCAAGAAUUUUCCUCAAGCUGAUGGAGCGUUUAGGGUUCCCGAAGUUCUAUCUACAGGGAGGAGACUGGGGCUCCCUGAUUACGACCAACAUGGCACAAAUGAAGCCUUUGUGUGUGAAAGGCCUACACUUAAACAUGUUUAUGAUAAGAAGAGGGUUUAAAGUGCUGAUGUCGCUCCUGAUUGGCCCUUAUCUGCCCUUCUUGGUGGGCCUGAAUCGGGAAGAUGUGCGUCGUUUGUUCCCUUUCUUUGAAAAGUGUGUGUGGACCAUCAUGAGGGAAUCGGGCUACUUGCACAUUCAGGCUACCAAACCUGACACUGUUGGCUGUGGAGUGAAUAAUUCCCCUGUAGGCUUGGCAGCCUACAUUCUGGAGAAGUUUUCAACCUGGACUAACGUCGAAAACAUAGACUUGGGGGAUGGUGGGCUAGAAAGGAAAUUUAGCCUGGAUGACCUCUUAACAAAUGUCAUGAUCUACUGGACAACAGGCUCCAUGGUCUCAUCCAUGCGCUUCUAUAAAGAAAACCUUAAGGGUAAUCUUGACAAAAGGAUUGAUUCAAGGAGAAGGGUAUCUGUACCAACUGGAUUAGCUGCCUUCCCUGGAGAGCUGAUUCACUCCCCUAAAUCGUGGGCCCAAACUAAGUAUCAUAACAUUGUCUCCUACACAUUCAUGCCUCGUGGUGGUCACUUUGCUGCUUUUGAGGAGCCUCAACUGCUUGCCAGUGAUGUAAUCCAAUUUGUUAGAGAGGUGGAGCAUUGA